Racocetra persica is the source of this 380-nucleotide messenger RNA. Lineage: Eukaryota; Fungi; Glomeromycota; Glomeromycetes; Diversisporales; Gigasporaceae. The record is from the annotation of a GenBank genome assembly.
CACUAACGUUAAUUAUGACAUCUCUUAAACCUUUUUCUUGCUAUCUUUGUAAUAAUUCAUACUCUUCAAAAUCAUCGUUAAGCUGUCAUGAAAUUACUAAACAUAGUAUGAAUCGUAUUGUUCCACACUACCAACACUUACCUACAAUAUCUGAAGGAAUUAUCAAUCAUUUUCGUGCUGUGCUUCUUCAAGAUAUUAAUAGUAAACUGGGUUUUCAUCGAACAAAUGAAGGGUUAAAACAUAUACAAUGGAAUUUUCCAGAAAGCUUAUUUUAUUUUUUCUUUUCAAAUGAAUCCGGAUUUUCAUAUCGACCAUCUUUACGAAGAUAUUCAUGUGUUUUUAAAGGACAAAAUGGGUAUAAUCGAAUAGGACAAUACUGA